AUGUCUUCAGUGCCGCCUGGAGGGUUAAUCCUCGUUACUGGGGUCAGUGGAUACAUUGGGAGCGUCACUGCCAAAGUUUUCCUGCAGCGCGGUUACCGUGUUCGUGGCACUGUCCGCUCCGUUGCCUCCAAUGCUUGGAUGAAGGAAUAUUUUGGUCCCAAAUUCGAACUUGUUGAGGUGCUUGAUCUGAAUGCUCCUGAUGCUUUUGAUAAGGCACUUGAGGGAGUGAGCGGUGUUGCCCAUAUCGCCAUGGACAUGGAUAUGAACCCACAAAACCAUGCUAUCAUCGAAAACACUAUCAAAUCCAACUUGCAACUCCUAAAGGCUGCUGAAAAAGAGCCUAGUGUCAAGAGCGUUGUUAUAACAUCGUCUCUAGCCGCAUGCGCCCUCCCCACAACCGGCACGCCUUACAAGAUUAAUCCGACUACCUGGAAUACCGCAGCUAUUGAGCAAACAGUGAAUCCUUGGAAUGGUGAGGGCAACCCUCGUUGGCACGGAAUUGUUCUGUACGGAGCUUCCAAGGCGCGUGGUGAGCAGGAGGCCUUUGCCUGGGUGCGCGAGCACAAACCUGCUUUCUCCCUCAACACGGUUGUGCCAAAUGUGAACUUUGGCACCGCUAUAUCUCCUGAGAACAUGGGAUACCGCAGCACCUCGGCAGUAAUUGAUGCUGCCGUUAAAGGCUAUCCUGCUGCACCAUCUGUUUUGCCUCCUCAAUGGUACGUUGAUGUCGAGGAUACGGCAUUGCUGCACUUAGGUGCCUUGACUCUCGAUAAUGUGAACAACGAACGUCUGCUAGCCUUUGCAGGAAAAUAUUCGUGGACACAGAUUCUUGAGAUUUUGCAUAGGCGGUAUCCAGACAAGAUAAAAUUGAAGUCUGUUGAUAAGUCAGUUGAGGAUGCUGGCGAAGUGAGCAAUGAACGCAGCAUCAAGGUGCUGAAGAUGAUGGGCAAAGAGGAAGGAUUUACAUCUUUAGAAGAUACUCUUGUCAAGGCUGUGGAUACCAUUCUUGCCAAUCAGUCCAAGAAUGUGCCUAAGACGAGAAUAGAUCUAUAUUACGAUUCUCUCGACAAAACAUCUGCCGGGAAUAAAUGA
Messenger RNA from Trichoderma virens Gv29-8, 1092 nucleotides. RefSeq lists its product as uncharacterized. NCBI's taxonomy places the organism in Eukaryota, Fungi, Ascomycota, Sordariomycetes, Hypocreales, Hypocreaceae. Bases 1 to 1092 code for a protein of 363 amino acids. The record is from RefSeq and is a predicted model, not a curated record. Gene Ontology annotation, molecular function: oxidoreductase activity, acting on the CH-OH group of donors, NAD or NADP as acceptor. The transcript has a single exon.